Messenger RNA from Dichotomopilus funicola, 1674 nucleotides. RefSeq names its product general substrate transporter. The record is from RefSeq and is a predicted model, not a curated record. Gene Ontology annotation, molecular function: carbohydrate:proton symporter activity. NCBI's taxonomy places the organism in Eukaryota, Fungi, Ascomycota, Sordariomycetes, Sordariales, Chaetomiaceae. Gene Ontology annotation, cellular component: membrane. Bases 1 to 1674 code for a protein of 557 amino acids. Gene Ontology annotation, biological process: carbohydrate transport; transmembrane transport. The transcript has 2 exons.
AUGUCUUCGAACGAGAAGGACGUAGCGGCCCCGGCCGCUGCGCACGUUGGCGACCUCGCGACCACCCAGGAUGUCGAGCGCAUCGAGGCCCCCGUUACCUGGAAGGCGUACCUGAUUUGCGCCUUCGCGUCGUUUGGUGGUAUUUUCUUCGGCUACGACUCCGGUUACAUCAACGGUGUUCUCGGCGCCCGCAUCUUCAUCGACGCCGUCGAGUACGUCGGCGCCAAGGAGGUUAACGAAUCGCACACCUCCUUGAUCGUCUCUAUUCUCUCCUGUGGUACUUUCUUCGGCGCCCUCAUCGCCGGUGACCUCGCUGAAUUCAUCGGGCGCAAGUGGACUGUCAUUCUCGGCUGCUUCAUCUACAUGAUCGGUGUGAUAAUCCAGAUGAUCACUGGUCUGGGAGAUGAGCUUGGUGCCAUUGUCGCUGGUCGUCUCAUUGCCGGUGUCGGUGUCGGUUUUGAGUCUGCCAUUGUCAUUCUGUACAUGUCUGAGAUUUGCCCCCGCAAGGUUCGUGGUGCCCUGGUCGCCGGUUACCAAUUCUGCAUCACCAUCGGCCUCAUGCUUGCGGCCUGCGUCGUGUAUGCCACCGAAGGCCGCACCGACACUGGCUCGUACCGCAUUCCGAUCGCCAUCCAGUUCGCCUGGGCCAUCAUCCUCGGCGGUGGUCUCUUUUUCCUGCCCGACUCCCCGCGUUACUUCGUCAAGAAGGGUAACCUUGCUGCCGCCACCGAGUCUCUCUCCCGCCUUCGUGGCCAGCCCAAGGAGUCCGAGUACAUCCAGGUCGAACUUGCCGAGAUCGUCGCCAACGAGGAGUACGAGCGUCAGCUCAUCCCCUCCACCACCUGGUUCGGCAGCUGGGCCAACUGCUUCAAGGGCUCCGUCUUCAAGGCCAACUCCAACCUGCGCAAGACCAUCCUCGGUACUUCUAUGCAGAUGAUGCAGCAGUGGACCGGUGUCAACUUCAUCUUCUACUACUCGACUCCCUUCCUCAAGUCGACUGGCGCGAUCUCCAACACCUUCCUCAUCUCCAUGGUUUUCACCAUCAUCAAUGUGUGCUCGACCCCGAUCUCGUUCUACACUGUCGAGAAGUUCGGCCGCCGCACCAUCCUCUUCUGGGGUGCUCUCGGCAUGUUGAUCUGCCAAUUCCUCGUCGCCAUCAUUGGUGUCACCGUUGGCUUCAACCACACCCACCUUCUCGACCCCACUGACACCGACAGCGCGGUCGCCGACAACGUCUCUGCCGUCAACGCCCAGAUCGCCUUCAUUGCCAUCUUCAUCUUCUUCUUCGCGUCGACCUGGGGUCCCGGUGCCUGGAUCGUCAUCGGCGAGAUCUUCCCGCUGCCCAUCCGCGCCCGUGGUGUUGGUCUCUCGACUGCGUCCAACUGGCUCUGGAACACCAUCAUUGCCGUCAUUACUCCUUACAUGGUCGGCGAGAAGCGCGGCAACCUCAAGUCGUCCGUCUUCUUCGUGUGGGGCGCUCUUUGCACGGGUGCUUUCAUCUACACUUACUUCCUUGUGCCCGAGACCAAGGGUCUCUCGCUCGAGCAGGUCGACAAGAUGAUGGAGGAGACUACCCCGCGUACCUCGGCCAAGUGGAAGCCUACCUCCACCUUUGCCGGCCACCACGCGUCGGACGAGGCUUACCUCAAGCCCCAGGGCGAGGCGGCUGUGUAA